AUGGCAAGCAAACGAAAAUCCACCACCCCGUGCAUGGUUCGGACAUCACAAGUGGUAGAACAAGAUGUGCCCGAGGAAGCAGACAGGGCCAAAGAGAAAGGAAUUGGCAUGCCACAGCCUGAAUCAGCCAAGGACACUUGGGCAGCGGAACCUGAAAACUCUUCCAAAGACAAUGAAGUGAUAGAGGUGAAAUCUACAGGGGAAAACCAAUCCAAAAAGCUCCAAGGUGGUUACGAAUGCAAAUACUGCCCCUACUCCACGCAGAACCUGAACGAGUUCACGGAGCACGUUGACAUGCAACACCCCAACGUGAUCCUCAACCCCCUCUACGUGUGUGCCGAAUGUAACUUCACAACCAAAAAGUACGACUCCUUGUCUGACCACAACUCCAAGUUCCAUCCCGGGGAGACCAACUUCAAGCUGAAGCUCAUCAAGCGCAAUAAUCAGACCGUCUUGGAGCAGUCCAUCGACACCACCAACCACAUCGUGUCCAUCACCACCAGCGGCCCCGGAAGCGGGGAUGGUGACCCCGGGAUCUCAGUGAGUAAAACCCCCAUCAUGAAGCCAGGGAAACCGAAAGCCGAUGCCAAGAAGGUGCCCAAGAAGCCGGAGGAGGCCACCCCCGAGAACCACGUGGAAGGGACCGCCCGCCUGGUGACAGAUGCCGCUGAGAUCCUCUCGAGACUCGGGGGCGUAGAGCUCCUUCAGGACUCGCUAGGACAUGUCAUGCCUUCUGUCCAGCUCCCACCAAAUAUCAACCUUGUCCCCAAGGUCCCCGUCCCGCUGAACACUACCAAAUAUAAUUCUGCCCUGGAUACCAACGCCACCAUGAUCAACUCUUUCAACAAGUUCCCCUACCCGACCCAGGCAGAGCUGUCCUGGCUGACGGCAGCUUCCAAACACCCAGAGGAGCACAUCAGAAUCUGGUUUGCCACCCAGCGCUUAAAGCACGGCAUCAGCUGGUCCCCGGAGGAGGUGGAGGAGGCCCGGAAGAAGAUGUUCAACGGCACCAUCCAGUCUGUCCCCCCGACGAUCACCGUGCUGCCUGCUCAGCUGGCCCCCACGAAGAUGUCACAGCCCAUCCUCCAGACGGCUCUCCCAUGCCAGAUCCUUGGCCAGACCAGCCUGGUGCUGACUCAGGUGACCAGCGGGCCAGCGACUGUCUCCUGCUCCCCCAUCACGCUUGCUGUGGCUGGAGUGACCAACCACGGCCAGAAGAGACCUCUAGUGACUCCCCAGGCUGCCCCAGAGCCCAAGCGCCCCCACGUCGCUCAAGUGCCAGAGCCCCCACCCAAGGCGGCCAACCCCUCGCUGACCCCAGCCAGCGAUCGCAAGAAGACCAAGGAGCAGAUAGCGCACCUGAAGGCGAGCUUCCUGCAGAGCCAGUUCCCCGACGACGCUGAGGUCUACCGGCUCAUCGAGGUGACCGGCCUCGCCAGGAGCGAGAUCAAGAAGUGGUUCAGUGACCACCGGUACCGGUGUCAACGGGGCAUCGUCCACAUCACCAGCGAAUCCCUAGCCAAAGACCAGCUGGCCCUCGCCGCCUCCCGCCACGGCCGCACAUACCACGCGUACCCAGAUUUCGCCCCACAGAAGUUCAAAGAGAAAACCCAAGGUCAGAUGAAGAUCUUGGAAGACAGCUUUCUGAAAAGCUCUUUCCCGACCCAAGCAGAACUGGACAGGCUGCGGGUGGAGACGAAGCUGAGCCGGAGAGAGAUCGACUCCUGGUUCUCGGAGAGGCGCAAGCUUCGGGACAGCAUGGAGCAGGCCGUCCUGGAUUCCAUGGGGUCCGGCAAGAAAGGGCCAGAUGCGGCGGCCCCCAAUGGUGCCCUGUCCCGACUUGACCAGCUCUCCGGUGCCCAGCUGGCCAGCUCUCUGCCCAGCCCCUCACCAGCGAUUACAAAAAGUCAAGAGCAGGUUCAUCUCCUGAGGAGCACGUUUGCCCGAACCCAGUGGCCGACCCCGCAGGAGUAUGACCAGCUGGCGGCCAAGACCGGCCUGGUGCGAACUGAAAUCGUGCGCUGGUUCAAGGAGAACAGAUGCUUGCUCAAAACUGGAACCUUGAAAUGGCUAGAGCAGUACCAGCCGCAGCACGUGGCAGACGAUCACGGCUACGACGCCCCAUCGAGGAAAGUGGUCAAGACCGUCAUCACCGAGAACCCGAAGAACGGGAGUGAGGGGGGUCAUCAGUACUACAAGGACCCUAAAAAGCUCUGUGACGAGGACCUGGAGAAGCCAGGACCCAGAGGGAAGGCAGGUGGCGAGCAGACGAAAGACAGUUUGCCGGCAAAGCCCUCGGAGGCCACGUCGGACCGGUCGGAGGGCAACAGCCGGGACGGCCAGGCCAGUGAUGAGAAUGAGGAGUCAGGCGUCGUGGAUUGGGUGGAGGUGACGGUCGGAGAGGAGGACGCCGCCUCUGACAGGUCGGACAGCUGGAGUCAGACGGCGGCAGAAGGCACGGGGGAGCUGGCCGACACGGACUCGGACAGCGGCCCAGCGGAAGCCGGCCAGGCCUAG
This is a messenger RNA of Rangifer tarandus platyrhynchus (Svalbard reindeer), 2517 nucleotides long. The record is from the annotation of a GenBank genome assembly. NCBI's taxonomy places the organism in Eukaryota, Metazoa, Chordata, Mammalia, Artiodactyla, Cervidae.